CGGACGCAAACCAAGUCCCCAAAUCCUUCGCAAUGGAAUCCAUGGGUGACCUCGUUUCCGCCCUCGACUCCUCGCCGGCCAUCUCCGCCGGCGACCCAUCGGCUGCGUCGAAGGGUAGCGCGACCUCUGACGCUGCCCGGAUCUCGGAGGUGCGGUCGUGGCUGGCAGCCCAGUUCGAGGCUGCCGGCCGAGAAGUUCCAGCGUUCGACUACACCCCUCGCGUGGUAUCGCACCUCCAUGCCAUGGCGACCUUGUCUACUGCCCGAUCCCGCGCAGACGCCAUUGUCGCCGCUGAUCUCCGCCUCAAGGCCUCCGAGUACCGCGCCCAGGCUGCCCGUAUCCGCGAGGUCCUCGACGCCGCUGGGCUAUCACACGAGCGUCUCACUCCGGUUGCUCUCAAUGCUGCUCAGGACCUCGCUUGUGUCGCCAAUCUAUUGAAUAUCCGUGAUACCGAGCUCAGCAGUUUUGUGGUGGCAAUGGCCGAGUUAUCACUGAGGAAGGCUGAUGUGGAGGAGAAGAGGGCAAAGGUACAGAAGGAGUCGAAAGUUCUUCUUGAGUACACACGAAAGGCCAUUGCAAAGCUCAAUGAUCUUAAGAAGACCCUUGUUAAGUUUGAGAAUGAGGUUCCAUUGCAUGAUGCACAAAUGCUUCAAUGGCAAACAAACUUGGCCAUCAUGGAUUCAAAAGAGCGGCAGUAUAAUCUCCAACAUGCUAAUUAUAAGGCAUUGCUAAAGCGAGUAGGUUACACCCCGGAAAUAAAUCAUGGUGUGCUGAUGGAAAUGGCUGAGCAUCGAAAGGAUUUGGAGAAGAAAACAAAGCCCAUUUUGGAUACUUUGAGAAGCUACCAAGACUUGCCUCCUGAUAAAGCUCUUGCUGCACUAGCUAUUGAGGAGAAGAAAAGACAAUAUGCUGCUGCAGAGAAGUACCUUGAAGAUGUUUUGCACUCUGCUCUUACUACACCUGAAAUAUGACUCGUAACGUUGUUCUGAUUUCAGAAUCUCCACAUUGUUGUUUCUCAGUAGCAGCAUAGAAGAUCUGGAUGCCAUUUGUAGUAUUACUUUGUUUUGAUUGAUUGGAUGAUUGUUAGGUGUUCUUUAUUUACAACUAAUGUUCUGAUUCUUUUACUACGAGGUAGUCACAUUGCAUAUUUGUGUGUACUGGUUGAUCUCAAUCAAUCCAAGCAUCUAUUGAGUUUCAA
Dioscorea cayenensis subsp. rotundata (Guinea yam) is the source of this 1198-nucleotide messenger RNA. RefSeq names its product AUGMIN subunit 1. Bases 33 to 971 code for a protein of 312 amino acids. The transcript has 6 exons. The record is from RefSeq and is a predicted model, not a curated record. NCBI's taxonomy places the organism in Eukaryota, Viridiplantae, Streptophyta, Magnoliopsida, Dioscoreales, Dioscoreaceae. Gene Ontology annotation, cellular component: HAUS complex; cytosol. Gene Ontology annotation, biological process: spindle assembly.